Molecule: messenger RNA, 3158 nt
Organism: Lates calcarifer (barramundi perch)
Lineage: Eukaryota; Metazoa; Chordata; Actinopteri; Centropomidae
Product: early growth response protein 1
Exons: 2
Coding region: 1170-2702 (510 amino acids)
Biological process (GO): regulation of transcription by RNA polymerase II
Molecular function (GO): DNA-binding transcription factor activity, RNA polymerase II-specific; RNA polymerase II cis-regulatory region sequence-specific DNA binding
Source: RefSeq, a predicted model, not a curated record
AUGAACACAUGAAGAAUCAUCCGGUCACUUAUUCUGAAAUGAGUCAGUACUUUUACUUUCUGUACUUCAACUAUAUUUUGAUUCAAAUACUCUCUGUACUUUUACUUGAAUAACAUGACUUUCAAUGCAGUAACAGAGUGUCUCUAUACUGUAGUAUCACUACUUUUACUGCAGUAAAAGACCUGAGUACACUGUCAUGUUGAGGUACUUUUACGUCUCUGCACGCACCGUUCAGGUCCGUUUAUAUAAUGUGCUACAUGAGUGCAGGUUAGUACCCAGCAGUAUAUAAUACCUCUCAGAUACCCAGAUUAAAGUACUUGUACUCUGUGUACUCGGUCAGAUCUACAGCUGCAUGUCAUUAAUUCUGGUUUUUGAGUUGAUCUUCAGGACGGGUCCGUACCCGCUCCCAGACCCGCAGUCUGACAGGAAAACACCCAAAUAAGGCCUGAGGAAGUGAUGACGCCGCUGGAAGAUCUCCAUGUGACGUAGAGCCUAAAAAAAACCGAUCGGCGCUGUGACGUGUCCGCGGGGUUUCCGGCCAUGGCGGCCGGCCGCGGUCACCGCGCACCGUUUACCGCCUGUAGACUGUCGGUCCGGUCCUCCAGUCAACACCUGCCGAGCCCGGACCGAGGGUUGGACCGUACCGGAUCGGUCACGCUCCAAAAACCGCAGCACAAAGGGCGCGUGGAGGCACCGGAGCUUCCGGGUACGCGCUCACCGCUUUGACCAAAUAUGGGCUUUCCUUCGCGCCAUAUUUGGGAAUGUACGUCACGCAGGAGUCUAUAUAAAGCCGGGAACCUCAUUGAGGAAACCUGACAGAGCUCAGGUUCAAGUUCACAGCAUCCACACGUGAAAACACCAACCGGAAACAAACACUAGAUGUUUACUCUCCCUGAUGACUCAGCAGCUUCACUUCCGCCACUAACAAUCAGUUUGAAAACAUCUCCUCGCGGGACCCCGGAGCUGUCGACCCUCCAGCAUUGGCUUCCUCCGAGCACCGCAGCCCCCAGCAGCAGCAGCAGUGUCAGCCCGGUCAGAGCGCCUCUCCGCCGGGUUCAGGAGCGGAGCGCAGCUCGGUCCCUUCGCAGGAACAGCCCGGUGCUCAGGAGCUCCAGGAGCGGCUGAGCUCCACGUCCGCCGCCGCCUCCGACUUUUCCUCCUCCCGAGAGAUGGCAGCGACCAAGGCGGAGCUGCUCCUGUCCGCCCUGCAGAUCUCUGACCCGCUGGCCGGCUUCCCGCCGCCUCUCUCUCCGCUGGACGGUUACCCGAAGCUGGAGGAGCUGCAGAUGCUGCUGCAGAACGCCGCGGCCGGAGGCUCGCUGCUGGCCGCGUCCGCAGCGGAGGGAGCCGGGCUGCUGAGUGGAGAGCCCGGGGAGUUCGGAGGUGAGGAGACGGGAGGUGGAGAUUCUCUGUCGGAGCUCCCGGACCUACAGAGUCUCCCCCCCCUCACCCCCCGCCUCCCCCCUCUGGCCUACAGCGGCCGCUUUACCUUCGAGCCCUCGACGGCGGCGGCAUCUGGUAGCGGCCUGUGGGCGGAGCCUCUGCUCAGCCUGUUCACGGGGUUGGUCAGCAUGGCAGCUCCUCCCCCCACAGCUUCCGCCUCAUCAGCAGUGACAUCAUCAGUGACAUCAUCGUCGUCGAUGUCUCAGCCGAACCUCAGCUCCGUCCAGAUCAGCUGUGGCUCUGCUGACGUGGCCUCCGUCUUCUCCACCGCGCCCACCUACACCUCCUCCUCCGCCAGCGGCCCCGACCUCCUCCUCCCCCCCACCGACGUCCAGCCAGCCCCCCAGGCCUUCCAACCGCAGGGCCCGCCUCCCGCCUACCCCAGCUCCGCCUCCAGGCUGGGCCUCCAGGCGGUGCCGAUGCUGCCGGACUACCUCCUGCCGCAGCAGCAGGACGGCGAGCUGGGUCUGAACCAGGACCAGAAGCCUGUGGUGCUGCCACAGACCCUGAACCCGCCCCCGCAGCCUCCGCUCACGCCGCUCUCCACCAUCAAAGCCUUCUCCUCGCAGAUCCAGACACAGCCUCAGAGCUCCACCUACCAGGCCCAGCUCGCCAAGACCGGCCGGAUCAGGAAGUCCCCCGCAGGCCGGCAGUGCAAGACGCCGCCCCACGAGCGGCCGUACGCCUGCCCGGCCGACGGCUGCGACCGCCGAUUCUCCCGGUCCGACGAGCUGACGCGGCAUGUGCGCGUGCACACGGGCCAGAAGCCGUUCCAGUGCCGCAUCUGCAUGCGCAGCUUCAGCCGCAGCGACCACCUGACCACGCACAUCCGCACGCACACCGGAGAGAAGCCGUUCGCCUGCGCAGAGUGCGGACGCAAGUUCGCCCGCAGCGACGAGCGCAAGAGGCACGCCAAGAUCCACCAGAGGCAGCGGGACCGCAAGGCCGACAGGAGCUCCGCCUCCUCCUCCGCUCCCAAACCCCCCGUCUACACCUCCCCUCCCACCUCCUCCCCCUGCUCCUCCUACUCCUCCCCUGCUCACAGCUCCUCCUCACCCGCUGCCUCGCUCUUCGCCCCCUCCUCCUCCCUCAGCAUGCAGGCCGCCUCCCCCUGCUUCACCUCCUCCUCCUCCUCCUCCUCGCUGUCGCACAUCUACACCUCCUCCCCGUCCCCCCACCUCUACUCCUCCACCUGCUCCUCUCCGAUGGGAAGUCCUCAGUCGGAGCUGCCCUCCCCCCACAGCUCCAACAUCUGCUGACGGACAGGAGGUUCACCUGCCGUGACCUUUGACCUCAGACUGAAACUCUGCCUCUGCAACACCAGGAAGAACUCAGACUGCUCCUCCAGUAGUGACGAGGUCAAAGGUCAUCAAACUGUCAGACGUCGGAUUAAAACACGACAUGAACUCAAACCUUCAGCGUCGACCGAGGAGUUUCAAAAAACUCUCUGUACCAAACUCCAUAGAGAAAACGCUGAAUUUAAGAGACUCGACGUUCACUGAUUUUAAACAGUGUAAAUAUGAGCUGUUGUGUACAUAAUGUUUACAUGUAGUAUAAUGUACAGACGUGUAUAUAUAUGUACAUAAUGUUUUUACCUACUGUGUAGGUUCUGGGACGUUUGUAUGUUUACAUUCAGGUCAGUGUUGGAUUUUUAUACUGAACAUGUUUCCUCUUUAAAACAAAGAGCUGAGAGAAUAAAACGUCUUAAUCCUGUC